AUGGCCCCCAACAACCUGCCGUCGGUGCUCAACGCCACUACUCAGGACAUUGAGAUGCUCCUGGCUGCUCAAUGCCAUGUUGGCAGCAAGAACCUCCAGGUGCACAUGGAGCCAUACCUCUGGAAGACUCGUGCUGAUGGUGUCAACAUUAUCAACAUUGGCAAGACCUGGGAGAAGAUCGUCCUUGCUGCCCGUAUCAUCGUCGCCGUCGAGAACCCUGCCGACAUUUGCGUCAUCUCUGCCCGUCCCUAUGGUCAGCGUGCCGUCCUCAAGUUCGCCGCUCACACCGGUGCUUCUUCCAUCGCCGGUCGCUUCACCCCCGGUUCCUUCACCAACUACAUCACCCGUUCCUUCAAGGAGCCCCGCCUGAUUAUCGUCACCGAUCCCCGCACCGACGCCCAGGCUAUCAAGGAGGCUUCCUACGUCAACAUUCCCGUGAUUGCCCUCUGCGACACCGACUCCCUCACUGAGUACGUCGACGUUGCCAUCCCGACCAACAACAAGGGUCGCCACGCCAUCGGUACCAUCUGGUGGUUGCUUGCCCGUGAGGUCCUCCGCCUCCGUGGGACCAUCUACAACCGCGAGACUCCUUGGGAUGUUAUGCCCGAUCUGUACUUCUACCGCGACCCUGAUACCGAGGCCGAGGAGAAGGCCGAGGAGGAGAAGCCCGCCGAGGAGGAGGCGCCUGCCGCUGUCGAGACCGCUGCCCCCGCCGCUGGUGGUGAGUGGGAAGCCUCCGCCCCUGCCUUCACCGGAACCUGGGAUGGCGCUGAGGGCGGCGACUGGGCUGCCUCUGGCACCGGCGAAUGGGCCGAGCCCCCCAAGGAGCAGUCUCAGUGGUAG
This is a messenger RNA of Metarhizium brunneum ARSEF 3297, 843 nucleotides long. It is a transcript of the gene RPS0, whose product is annotated as 40S ribosomal protein uS2. The record is from RefSeq and is a predicted model, not a curated record. Gene Ontology annotation, cellular component: cytosolic small ribosomal subunit; ribosome; 90S preribosome. Gene Ontology annotation, biological process: cytoplasmic translation; ribosomal small subunit assembly. NCBI's taxonomy places the organism in Eukaryota, Fungi, Ascomycota, Sordariomycetes, Hypocreales, Clavicipitaceae. Gene Ontology annotation, molecular function: structural constituent of ribosome.